Molecule: messenger RNA, 1888 nt
Organism: Drosophila simulans
Lineage: Eukaryota; Metazoa; Arthropoda; Insecta; Diptera; Drosophilidae
Exons: 2
Coding region: 116-1609 (497 amino acids)
Source: RefSeq, a predicted model, not a curated record
UAGGCAAAGAAAUCAGUUUAACAGCUGCGUUCGAAGUGUUCUAAAGCUAAAAAGUGAUCCGGAAUAAAAUAAAAAAAUCCGUUUUCUUUUCUAAAUUUUCAAAGAAAUCUGCAAAAUGCCAGCUCGUUCUAAUUUUCAAGGGGGCCAACCGAUAAGGAAGCGCAGGAUGACCAUAGGCGGAGCUGACUCUUUUUCUGUUCACCUUGAAGAGAAAAUCAAGAAGGGGAAAUUUUUCGAAAACAUUGGUAAAGAAUUUGGUAAAGUGCAGCUCAGACGUCCGCCGAAUAAUCAAAUGUUUGAAGAAAGCGAUGCUCGUGACUGGAACGACGGCAAUUUUAGGGGGCAAUUCGAUUUGGGUCGCAAAAUACCAAGUCCACCAACAGCACCGCCACCACCACCCGCACCCUUUAAUCUGGAUUGGGGAUCCAGUUUUGGGCGCUCCGUGUUCCAGGGCUUUCUCAAUCAACCCAAUGAGCUUAUGCCAAAUCAAAGUUUCCAGCACGAAAAUCGCAGUCCAAAUGAUUUACGCAAUAUGGAGUUUCGCCGCUAUGAAGUACCUCAACCUCGCAUGGAUAUGGAACGCAGCAUGAAUGAACCUCGCUUUGGUAAUAACAAUCCACGCAUGAAUGUGGAACGCGAUAUGAGUUUUGAAUUGGAUUUCUUAGAUCCACAAUCUCAAAACAAUAAUGACAGCUCUAACUUUGAACGCCAAGAGCUUAGUCAUGAUGGCAAUAAUCAUGGUGGAGGUGGAGGUGGAGGUGAGCCAAUCCAACGAGGUCCUCAGGUAUUUGACACGGUUUUUUUUAUUGGGGACUUUAAAAUGCCCUACGUGAGCUAUGAAACUUCUUUAUGGCGGGAGCGGUCCUACGCCGUGCGCCAUUUUAAGAGGUCGCCCGACUUUAUCAUUAGAGAAAAGUUUUCCAAACAGUUGCCGAUAGUCCAGCACAUCUACAACGAUAUGAUGGAUAUCAGUGAUCUGAGCGAUGAUUCGAAUGGCCGUCUCACCGUUUUCUCCAGCAGCCGUUUUCGCAACAAGCUGUGCCUUGAGUGGACCAAGAUCUACCGGGCCAGAGACUACCGAUCCUGGGAGGGGUGGUGGAGGGAUUUCAGGAACAUCGAUGUCGACAUCAAAGAGCAGUUGAAAAAUUUCGAUUGCUUCAAUGUGAAGUACAACUUCAUGAUGCCUAAAGGUGCUUCCGCGGCCAGCGAUCUGGUCAAUCGGGCCCUCAGCGCACUUCAAAAAAAUCGUAACAACUAUCUGGGCAACAUGAAGGUCAUGUACACCAUCAUGGACCACAAUUUUCUUGGAAACCUCUCCUUGGAAACUACCGCAAAGCUGCAGGACGCCAUCCGAUCUGUGCCCAAUCACCUGUGGGUCUUCAAGUUGCGCUCCAUGAUCUACAUGUGGUACAACUACAGCCAGGUGAUUAAAACCAAUAACACUGGCGAUGGGAUGUACCAGGCGGUGCUCAAGCAGUGGAAAAGCCCUGUCAUUCACUGGCUGGCCAAGCAGGCCUUCAUGGAGCUGAAGAGCAUCAGCAAGCUAGAGUUUCCCCAAUUCUCCGAAAUCUUCGGCAGAGCCAGUGGUGGUGGCAAUGGGAAAGAAUAAUAGCAAACAUAUAAUACUAACAAAAAUAUACUACAUGGAUCGAGGCCAAUCGAACAAAAGUAAACCAUCCUUAUGUCAAGUAAAUCUAUAUUCCAAGACCCGUCGCAAUUUAUUCAGCUCCACUUGCAUAAAGCUGUUUAAUUUGUUAUACACAAAGUGCACCUGAGCCUCUGGGCUGAGAGGCAGUACCACAAAAAGAUAAAUAUAUAUAAAAACAGAAGGAAAAACAGGCGAAGGCAAAUGAAUAAACCAACAGCGCCGGAAAAUGACGAUACAAAC